UCGUGGUGAACGGUCGAUCGUGUCGUGGGGCGCGCAAGUGGGGAGUGUUGUACUGCUCAGCCUGAAGUUCUUUACGAUUGAUACGCUCGGCAAGCCUCGGAUCCCGCAAGAUGGCAGGCACAGGCUCGAUUGCCGGCCCUGCUGCUGCUUCACCAGCUGUCACUGUGGACGACCCAAUCAUUAGAAUUUACCGCAACAUUGUCGGUAUCUUGGACUUGAGUCCCAGGGUUAUGCGGUCCACGCUAGACAAGGAGUGUGACGACAAACAAAGCAACGAGACAUACAGGCAAUUGAUGGAACGGAGGCGUGGAAGUGCUUACAGCAACGGAGAGUGGAAAAAUCUAAUGGGAUUUUCCUGGAAAAUUCUGGAAGCUUCUAAAACCCCCACCUCGUUAGAUGUCACACCGCUCUUCCUUCUCCUAACAAAAUUGUUCGAUCUCGGCAAGGGCGACAUCGUCAGGGAGCAUGCAGCGCUGAUCGUCAAGUUGCGCGCCGUCAAGGACCUGCGCAAUGACAUCAUGCACGACUUGUACAACGCAGUCGACGCGCAGAAAUUCACUGAGUUGACAACAGUGCUGGUGGAGCUGGUGCGGGAAGCGGGGAGGUUCUAUGCUCUUUCACAGGCAGAUGUUGAUGCUGAGGUACAAAGCCUUAACAACGAAAUCGAAAUAGUGAAGAGAAUGGACAGCCAAAGCAUUUAUUUCUGGUGUACGAGGCUGGCAUCUAGCGGGAAGCAGGCUGUAGGACUACUCUGGGAGGCCAAGCUUGAAUAUGAAAAACUUUCACUGAACGAGGAUACUGUGCAACGUCAGACCGUAUUUCACGCCCUCGACGUGAAUGUGCAAGAAACCGGCAGAGGGAAAACUGUUUCAUACACCGAAAUAUUUGAGGCUCAUGAGAAGGUCAUGGUGGUAUCGGGCAUCGCCGGCGCCGGUAAGACAACCCUCGUCAAAAACAUUGUGCUGCAAUUCUUCAACACUCAAGAAACAGCUCCUGAUUACUUGAGGUCGUUUAACCAGCUCAUCUUCUUCCAGUGCAGGGAUCGCACUACACCAACACUGAGUGACGUCAUCCAGCAGCACUAUGAAGACCUUUGCAAAGAACUAUCGAAAGAAAAUGUCCUCAUGGCUCUCCUGCGCCUCGAUGUCUUAUUCAUCAUAGAUGGCUUUGACGAAGUCAACGAAAGUUCCAGAAAAGUCGUUAUUGAGAUUAUCGAGAAAACAUGGCGCCGAAAUUGUCGUGUGUUGAUCACGACUCGUCCUCAUGCCGUGAAGGAGGAGCUGGCACCUCUGCUGAAGCCCUACGAUGUCAGUUUUACUCAGUACGAGAUCCUAUCGCUCACGAAACUUGCCGACCAACUUACAUUCUUGAGGCGGUAUGAAAUGUCCAUGUGCGGCGGCGCUCAGGUUGGGGCGAUAACACGGAGCUUCGAGUCGCUCAGUGAAGACGUCAGAAGUCUGUUCACGGAACCCAUCAACUUGGUUCAUUUCUGUGAGAUGCAUAAGCACUUCGCUGAGGAAAUAUCCUCGUGGCGAACGCCCGGGGACGUGGCGCCAGUCAAGCUACGACUGUACAGGAAGCUCAUCAGUGCCAAACUAGCGGGCUCGAUUGAUGAGGAUUUGGACGUCCUGGUGGACGACGUGUUCGCUCUGAUCGGUGCUGAAGCGCUGGAGUUGCUCCGUGACAACGUCGUGACUAUCUCAGAGGCAGAGUUGCGAACCAUUAAGCGGAGAUGUCAAGGUAAAAUGAAGGGUGAAGACAAGUUCGAUCCCGCAGUAGUACUCUCAGUGUUGCUGAAGGAUCACAAACCUCUAGAUUUGAACCAGAAUUCAAGCUAUCAAUUCAAGCAUAAGAGUGAGCAGGAAAUGUUUGCUGGUCAUUACAUCGUUCAGUGCAUCAUUGGAGGGAGCGCCGACCUCCUUCACAUCAUACUGGGAGUUUCUAAGGAGGGUAUGAGUAGGUGAGUAUAUGCGUCAGAUGACCUGGUUUAUCACCACGCAUUGAGCAGAGAGCAGUAUGAAGCUUCCAGCCAUGAGUGUUGAGCUGCAUAAUGUUCCCAGCCAUAAGCAGCGAGAUGUAUAAUGUUCUCAGCCAUAGGAAGCGAGCUGCAUAAUGUUACCGGGCAUGAGCAGUGAGCUGCAUGAUGUUCCCAGCCAUGAGCAGCGAGCUUCAUAAUGUUCCUAGCCAAGAGCAGUGAGCUGCAUAAUAGAUCACGCGACCAGGACCUCAGUAUUGGGCGGGAGCCAUGAUUCUAAAUGGGUUGGGAACCCUAGUAAGGUCCCCUCAAAAGCUGACAAGUACGCACGCCGCGAUGUAACUCGCGUUAGAGCUACACGAUCGACGUCUUAGCUUUAUCUGUAUAGUAUCUAUCACAUAUAACCA
This is a messenger RNA of Hyalella azteca, 2382 nucleotides long. RefSeq lists its product as uncharacterized. The record is from RefSeq and is a predicted model, not a curated record. NCBI's taxonomy places the organism in Eukaryota, Metazoa, Arthropoda, Malacostraca, Amphipoda, Hyalellidae. Bases 111 to 1964 code for a protein of 617 amino acids. The transcript has 2 exons.